CAGUUGGACCAACACUGCGGUUGUUUCUGUCAGGGUGGCGAUGGCAGGGGAAGUAAAAUGGUUAUGGAAGAGCACUACAACAGAAAGAUUCUUCGAGCCAUUCACAACGUGCUACCAACUUGGACUGUCCACUCGCGAACCUUUACUCGAGGACCACGUUGUUCAAGCACUGAGACACCUCUUUCGAAAGGUUCCCUCUUUGCGAGCGUGUUACGGGGAUCGAAAUGGCGAAAGGUGGUUGCGGGAAAUGUCAGAAGAGACCAUCGACUUUGAGGUGAUCCCAGACGCUACAAUAGAUGAUGAACUACACCAUGCAAUGCACAAUAUAAGCCUUAGCAACGACAAGGGCCCUUUGUGGGGCGCCAGACUCUUGCCUGGAGUGGCGGAAUUCAACGUGUCAGAGUUUCCUAACGUCAGUACAGUGUUUCUGGUUGUUAAUCACAGCAUAUCUGAUGGGACUUCUAACAUGAAGACUUGCGGUUUCUUUGUUCAGCUUCUUGAUGCUGUGAUCGCUGGAAAACCUAUUGAUGAUAAGGAACAGCUUGGAGUGUUCAUGUCGGAUGAAAAGACGCGGAAAGUAAUACAGGAACAAUUAGUCUUCCUGGAGGCUAACCCUGACCUGAUGCGUAAGACAAAGGAAGAAGUUCACGCUUACCAAAGUAUACGCUCUCUUGUGAAAUCGACUUAUAAAGGAGUGGGGGACAUCGUGGCAAAAACUCUAACGAUGACGAAAGAACUGGGUCCAGACGCCACAGCCUCCUUUGUCAAACGAUGUCGUUCUGAAGGUGUUACCGUCAACUCGGCUUUCACAGCUCUUGCCAACAUUGCCACGGUGGAAAUCCUGAACGAAGGGGGACUAGAGCAGGACACAUACACCAUCCGGGGCGACCACCUUCUUAACGCUCGUAGGUACUGGGGAGGGGACACCUCCCAUUACUUGGGUUGUCACGUUUUACCUCUAAAGCCUGUGCUUAUCGAAACGCCACGCAAUGUUGGCGAGAACUUCUGGGAUUUUGCGAGACUGACUCACCAGAAGCUCUCGAAGAAGAUCAAGGGCGUUACAGCACUGCAAGAGGAAGCCAUGAAACCCUACGUGCCAAAGAAUCCGGACUUCAACCCCCAAUACGAAUUUGAAUUUGUUUUAACCAACAUGGGAGACGUGACAGAAACAGUAACCGAAGGCGGCCACAACGUGAAUGUAAUUAACGUUAUCAGGUCUGUUUGCAUACAAACUGCUCCCAUUGCCUUUAAUAGUUUCAUUCAUAGUUUCCGUGGGCGCUUUAUGCACACCCUUGUCUACAACUCUUCAUUCCUUAACCAUAAAAUGGCAAAAGACUAUUGUGAGAAGAUUUUUAACCAUAUUCAAAAUCAUCUUUGAAAUGUUUGUCUAAUCUACAUAUCAGUGGAAGUAUAUACCAGAAUAACGAUAUAAAAACGCCUAGCAGUAAAACUGAUAUGAAUUACAACGUUGCUUAUAGGAAACAUGUAUCUAAUCUGUUUAUUACAAUAGAUAGGGCGGGGGGGGGGGGGGGUAAGUUUCGUCACCAAUCCUGGGUACCACAGGGGUUGCAUAAUUAAGCUUCUAGUGUAUAUUGAUAAGGGAUGUAUUAGCUGCAUAUCUUUAAUAACAACGUAUAUUUUGAUGUUAUAAUUCCAGGAAGUUAUGAAUGUUUUUCUGUAAUGCUAUACAUUAUAAUUAAAUAUUGCCAAGUACAGUAAAGAAAUGUUUCUAAUAUAUGUGUUGCGUUUCUAAAACCAAAACUUACCAAAUACAUGAAAAACUAACAAGUCGAAUGCAACAUGUACUUCAAAUGCA
Penaeus vannamei (Pacific white shrimp) is the source of this 1816-nucleotide messenger RNA. RefSeq lists its product as uncharacterized. The record is from RefSeq and is a predicted model, not a curated record. Lineage: Eukaryota; Metazoa; Arthropoda; Malacostraca; Decapoda; Penaeidae.